UGGUAACCACGUGUGAUCAGACUUCCGCCCUCAGCAGCGGCUGCCGGGAGAAUGUUUACCGAACUGAACAGCCUGCUGGGAGCCAGCACCGAGAGCCUGGACCGGGUCAGCGAUCCCCAUAUUAUAAAUUAAUUAAUAAUAACAAUAAUAAUAUAAAUAUACCUUCCCCAUAUAAUGAUAUAAAUAUAUAAUGAUAUAAAUAUAUAAUGAUAUAAAUAAUUAAUAAUUAAUAUACCUCCCCCAUAUAAUAAUAUAAAUAAUAAUAUACCUCCCCAUAUAAUAAUAAUAAUAAUAAUAAUAUCAAUAUAUAAUAAUAUAAUAUACCUUCCCCAUAUAAUGAUAUAAAUAUAUAAUGAUAUAAAUAAUUAAUAAUAAUAUACCUCCCCCAUAUAAUAAUAUAAAUAUAUAAUAAUGAUAUAUAAUAAUAUAAAUAUAUAAUAACAAUAAUAUACCUCCCCCAUAUUAUAAAUAAUAAUAAUAAUAUAUAAUAGUAAUAAUAUACCUCCCCAAUAUAAUAAUAUAAAUAUAUAAUAAUAAUAUACCUCCCCCAUAUAAUAAUAAUAUACCUCCCUCAUAUAAUAAUAUAUAAAAUUAAUAUUAUAUACCUCCCCAUAUAAUAAUAUAUAAUAAUAAUAAUAUACCUCCCCAUAUAAUAAUAUACCUCCCCAUAUAAUAAUAAUAUACCUCCCCAUAUAAUAAUAAUAAUAUACCUCCCCAUAUAAUAAUAAUAUACCACCCCCAUAUUAUAAUAAUAAUAAUAAAAUACCUUCCCCAUAUACUACUACUAAUAAUAAUAUACCUCCCCCAUAUUAUAAUAUACCUCCCCCAUAUUCUAAUAAUAAUAUAUCUCCCCCAUAUAAUAUAUAUAAUACCUCCCCUGUAUAAUAGAAUACCUCUCAUAUAUAUAUAUAUAUAUAUAUAUAUAUAUAUAUAUAUAUGGGAGGUAUUAUAUAUUAUAUGGGAGGUAUAUAAUAUUAUAUACCUCCCCAUAAAAUAUAUAAUACCUCAUAUAUAAACAUCCUCCCCAUAUAAUAAUAUAUAAUACCUCCCACACAUAUAUAUCUAUCUCUAUAUAUAUAUAUAUAUAUUCCUCCCCGUAUAAUAUAUGAAGCUCCGCGUAUAAUAUAAGAUCCUCCCCAUAUAAUGUAAUAUCCUCCCCCAUAUAAUGUAUAUAAUACCUCCCACAUAUAAUAUACCUCCCCCAUUUAAUAUAUAUAUAUAUAUGUGUGUGUGUGUGUGUGUGUGUGUGUGUAUAUAUGGGUACAUUUUAUGGGGGUGAAGUGUAUGUAUGUAUAUAUAUAUAUACAUGUGUGUGUGUAUAUAUAUAUAUAAUAUAACCCGCAUAUAUGUAAUACUUAUAUUUCACCCCAAUAUAAUAUAACUCCUUAUAUAAAUAAUUCUUCACCCCAUAUAUAUAUAUAAUACUUUACUUAACCUCCAUAUAAUAUAACUCCAGCCUCAUAUAUACAAUACUUUACCCCAAUAUAAUCUAACUUUCUCCACCAUAUCACUUCCUCCCCUCUAUAGCUCCCCCACCAUAUAAUAUAACUUCAACCCCCCCCAUAUUAUAUAACCUUCCUGUCAUGAACGCACUUUACUUCAAGAGUGUGUGUGACAUAGUUGUGGUGCUGAAAGGGUUAAAGUUCACUAUUUGACUGCACUAGGCUGGAAAUAAGGACAAAAUCCCCCUUAACACCACCUGCACUUAACCAUAAUAAUAUAACUAUUACUAUCUUAACGCUGCCACCACCAAGACAACUUUUAAAUGGGGUGGUUUGGUCCCCCAGGUAACUUAAUAAUACUAAAAACCCACCAAAUGUAACUUAGCACAAUAUCUAUGUAAUUGCAAAAUACUUAAUUAGUCUCUUCAGGUAACGUGAUUUUUUUACCAGACAAAGGGAGAACUUAAAAAAGGAAUAUUUAUUAUGAGCAAAAAAUAGUCCCAAUGCAUACAAAAAUAUAGAUGACAGACACAAAUAGUUACACCAACAACAGAUAAAAACAAAAGGGAUGAAAUAACAGAAGUCCUAAUCAUCUACUCAGCUUUUCAAAGUAAAACUUCUUCCCCAUGGGGUCUCUAGUAAGAAAGAUGGUGACUCACUUAGAAUUAGAUUCUGGCCCCUCAAACAAGUACAAUGCACACUUCAGUCUCAUUAGAGAUAUACCCUGUGGAUUACCACACGUUGCCCAGAGGUGGAGUUAAGGCGUAUCUAUAGAGACAAUAAGUAACCACCCCCUUGUGUUUCAGACCAACAUCAAUCCAAAUGGAAACAUUUGGUUCUAUCUCCUCUUAUGUACUUGCCACAGAAGAAAUAAUUGCCUCUAUGAAUUUGUUGCCAUUGCUCCAUUUCAUAGAUAUGUCACAUUUCUUACUUGUGACCCAAUAUAGCGGACAUCACAAUGCCUUCCCCUAUGGUUAAGUUAUGCCAAUCAUGUUUGGGCUUGUUUAGAAGAUGGCGCUGGUCACAUUCCAAAUAUAACAAUAAUGAGGCUUAAUUAUUAUUCUGUGGGUAAAUGUUUUUUUUUUCUUUUGGAUAUGAUACUGGAACACCAGGCUUGUUUUUUUUUUCUCUUUUCUUGAACGCUAAUGAUCAUUAACAUAUCAAAGUAGACUUCCAGGCCACUUAUGUGUGACUUCUUACACAUUACAGAGCCUUUGAUUAAUCAAAGGAUCCAUCCAUAUGGUAAGCCAUCUGCCCCUUUUCACUUUCCUAUGCCAUUUACAUUACCCCUUCUGUCAUAUGACCUCUGUGGGGCUCUCAACUUCAAAGAGGAUUUAAGGCUAUAAACCUUUUGACCUCCCAUACAAUCAAAUUAACCCCUUUUUAUAUUGACAAUACCACCUCUACCAGGCAGGCAGGUAGGUCUAUGCACUACACUAAUUACAUUAAAGAACACUAUUCCAUAGUGCAAUAAUGAAUUAUGUACACUUGCCUUGACACUCUCCAUAUAAUAUAACCUUCCCCUGCCCACAUGUAGUGCUGCCACCAGCACUCUGAGAUUUUAGAAAAGAUGGCCAGAAUUCUGAGAAUAAUUAUUGUUAAUCUCUGUAUACCAUUUCUUUCAGGGAAAACUGAUAUUGAUCAGUGACUGUGAGAGUGAUGGGAGCUUUCUGGUGCAUCAUUUCCUGUCUUACUAUGUGAAAGGUGCGGUAUUAUUGUAAGUUCUUAGGGAUAGCCAUAGAUCAAAUAUCUGGAGAUAGACAUUGCUGCAGGUUCUUAUGGUUCCAUAAUUUAUUCUGAACUAAAUUUUUCACACAUGCGUGGGGGGUAAUGGUUGGUUAUUCUAGGAUUUACGAUUUUCUAAUUAUUUUAUUCCUCUCCCCAGCUGGCUGUAAGGUGUGUUUUCUGGGCCUCGUGCAAUCGUUCAGUCACUACAACGUCAUUGCUCAGAAGCUGGUAACUUCCUAACUUUGCUCAUUACUCAUUGUUUUACAAAAACACAACAAAUACCCACAGAGUGCACACCUUUACACUUGGCAACGUUACGUUUUACUUUAGAAUAACUCUUAAAACAAUAUUUCAUAUUUGGACAUUUUACUCCAAUGUUUGAAAUUCCCUGGUGAAUUCCCAACAUUUUCAUUUGUACGGCGAUAUCAGGAAUACAAAAUUAAUUCAAAGUGAAUUUCAAAUUUAAAACCAAAAUAGCCAAAUUGUAAAUUCUUGGCAAUUCUCACUUUAAUUAAUGACCCUGUUAGUGAUUAAAGGAACAAAAUAAGGUCAGGAACCUAAACAUGUAUUACUGACCCUAUAGUGUUAAUACUAAUUAGAUGGCUGCAUCCCUUUAAUUAGAAUAAAAACCUACCUUUAUUCCUGCGCUGCACAAGCUCUGCUCCCAUCCUGUCUCCUUUGCUGAGAUCAUCAGAAUUGACUAUCUCAGCCAAUCCAAUGCUUUCCGUCCAUUCUGAUGAACUCCGCAAAGGAGGCGGGGGGCGGAGCCCACCACUACACUGGCCAAUCAGCAUCUCCUUAUAGAGAUGCAUUGAAUCAAUGCAUCUCUAUUGGGAAAGUACAUUGCCUCAAUGCAGAGUGUUGAGACGCUGCAUGUCACCAAGGAAGCACCUCUAGUGACUGUCUGAGUGAGAUAUACGGGGAGUGCAGAAUUAUUAGGCAAGUUGUAUUUUUGAGGAUUAAUUUUAUUAUUGAACAACAACCAUGUUCUCAAUGAACCCAAAAAACUCAUUAAUAUCAAAGCUGAAUAUUUUUGGAAGUAGUUUUUAGUUUGUUUUUAGUUAUAGCUAUGUUAGGGGGAUAUCUGUGUGUGCAGGUGACUAUUACUGUGCAUAAUUAUUAGGCAACUUAACAAAAAACAAAUAUAUACCCAUUUCAAUUAUUUAUUAUUACCAGUGAAACCAAUAUAACAUCUCAACAUUCACAAAUAUACAUUUCUGACAUUCAAAAACAAAACAAAAACAAAUCAGUGACCAAUAUAGCCACCUUUCUUUGCAAGGACACUCAAAAGCCUGCCAUCCAUGGAUUCUGUCAGUGUUUUGAUCUGUUCACCAUCAACAUUGCGUGCAGCAGCAACCACAGCCUCCCAGACACUGUUCAGAGAGGUGUACUGUUUUCCCUCCUUGUAAAUCUCACAUUUGAUGAUGGACCACAGGUUCUCAAUGGGGUUCAGAUCAGGUGAACAAGGAGGCCAUGUCAUUAGAUUUUCUUCUUUUAUACCCUUUCUUGCCAGCCACGCUGUGGAGUACUUGGACGCGUGUGAUGGAGCAUUGUCCUGCAUGAAAAUCAUGUUUUUCUUGAAGGAUGCAGACUUCUUCCUGUACCACUGCUUGAAGAAGGUGUCUUCCAGGAACUGGCAGUAGGACUGGGAGUUGAGCUUGACUCCAUCCUCAACCCGAAAAGGCCCCACAAGCUCAUCUUUGAUGAUACCAGCCCAAACCAGUACUCCACCUCCACCUUGCUGGCGUCUGAGUCGGACUGGAGCUCUCUGCCCUUUACCAAUCCAGCCACGGGCCCAUCCAUCUGGCCCAUCAAGACUCACUCUCAUUUCAUCAGUCCAUAAAACCUUAGAAAAAUCAGUCUUGAGAUAUUUCUUGGCCCAGUCUUGACGUUUCAGCUUGUGUGUCUUGUUCAGUGGUGGUCGUCUUUCAGCCUUUCUUACCUUGGCCAUGUCUCUGAGUAUUGCACACCUUGUGCUUUUGGGCACUCCAGUGAUGUUGCAGCUCUGAAAUAUGGCCAAACUGGUGGCAAGUGGCAUCGUGGCAGCUGCACGCUUGACUUUUCUCAGUUCAUGGGCAGUUAUUUUGCGCCUUGGUUUUUCCACACGCUUCUUGCGACCCUGUUGACUAUUUUGAAUGAAACGCUUGAUUGUUCGAUGAUCACGCUUCAGAAGCUUUGCAAUUUUAAGAGUGCUGCAUCCCUCUGCAAGAUAUCUCACUAUUUUUGACUUUUCUGAGCCUGUCAAGUCCUUCUUUUGACCCAUUUUGCCAAAGGAAAGGAAGUUGCCUAAUAAUUAUGCACACCUGAUAUAGGGUGUUGAUGUCAUUAGACCACACCCCUUCUCAUUACAGAGAUGCACAUCACCUAAUAUGCUUAAUUGGUAGUAGGCUUUUGAGCCUAUACAGCUUGGAGUAAGACAACAUGCAUAAAGAGGAUGAUGUGGUCAAAAUACUAAUUUGCCUAAUAAUUCUGCACUCCCUGUACCUCGGGAGCAGUGUAAACACUGCCUUUUCUCUGAAAAGACUGGUUACUGCAAAAAGCCUUUAGGGACAGAGUAUACUCACCAGGACAACUAUAAAAAAACUGUAGUUGUUCUGGUGACUUGUGUCCCUUUAAUAGUGUUGUACAGAUUACGUGACCUGUAGAUGAGAAAGGAAGGUUUCAGAGAGGGCUAUGAAAGUAAAGACUUGCAGGACUCCAUCUUACUGUAUAACAAAAUUGUGUGUUAAAGGGACAUGUAUCAUUUGACCAUUUAAUUUUUAAACCAGCAGGCACACACUUUUAAAUAAAUAUACAAACAAAAAUAAAGCAAGGAAAACUGUAAUAAGCAGAGAAGCCUGACAUCGGAGUCUGCUCUGCAUGAAUCACUCUGAUCAAACUGCCUCUUUCAAGAUGUUAUAAGGUGAAGAGAUCGUCUAGUUGCACAUGUGUAAAUCUGUCAGGCAUUCCCAAUGCACUUUUCCAGUAUUCCUAGGGACAGGGCACUGAUUGGUGAGCUCAGUGUCCUCUAGAGUGGGUGUGGAAAACAUAAGAAAGAAACGGGUAAAUCUAAAAAAAAAUCAUUUACCUGCUCUUUACCAGCCUGUAGAGUGAGGCAACUGUCUCAUUCUAAGCUAACAUUUGGGUCGGGUACCCACUUACACCUGACUGUUCCAGACACCCCAUGUCUGGGACCACACUUGUCUUGUAUAUGAUUGCAAGGUUUUUACCUAGAGUUCAUUUUGAAUGUGUUCCUACCUUGACAGGGGGUGAACCUUGUGUCUGCCAAGGAUGAUGGGCAGCUGAUAUUCCUGGAAGGUCUGCGAUCCUACACAGACCUACUCUUUGGGAAACAGGAGACUGAACAGGCCCACCCCCUGCGCUUCCUGCAGUAAGUUACAUCCCUCAAAUCCUCUAACUGACUGUGUACAUUAAAAUGUUAACCAGGAUUCAAGAGUAUUGGUAGGUUCAUUAACCCCUUAAGCAGUGGUUUCUAAACCAGUUGAAGGCAAACCUACCAGUCCAGGAAUGAGGGAUUACCCAGUUGUGUCAAGGUUUUUUGUUUUUUUUCCUCUUUCUUUCUAAAAACACCUUAGACCCAACUGAGUAAUCCCUAAAUCCUGGCCUGGUAGGCAUGCCUUUUGACUGGUUUGAAAACCAAUGCCCUAGAGUGUGAUUUAUAGAAGCCACUAAUAGGGCUGUUUGAGAUCCUUAUAUAAAUAACCACAGCUCAGCAUUAGGUGUAUUCUGUGUGGCAGCCAUAGCUGAUGUGUACACAAGAUGCAGGCUUGGAUUCUGGGAAUUAAAUGGAUGGUGUAUAUGGCUUUUAUCUACCAUGUGCCUUGGCUUUAUGCUCAUUACUGUUAAGUGCUGUUGACCCUUCCACUGUAUAAUAUUGGUCUUUUCAAAGUCAUCAAUGGUCUUUCCAGGGCAGGAUCCGACCUCAAGCCACUGUAUGACUUUGUUUGUGCAUCAUUGGCGCCCUCAUCAGGUGAAUCCUGGAAAUGUCCAGUGCUGAUUAUCGAUGAUGUUAGUGUGCUGCUCAGUUUGGGGGUGACGGCUGUGCAAGUCUUGGACUUCAUGCAGUACUGUAGAGCCAGUGUGUGCUCUAAAUACAAGGUAAUACAAGUAGCCAAGAUAUAUCAUGUUGUAUUUCAAGAAUUUGUGUUCUACUGAUAAAGUAUUUCACUGUGAUCUCAUAAAGAUAAAGAAUUUGUGGUUAGGAUACAGAGUAUACAGUUAGUGAUAAUGGCUGUGGUGUGGUGCUACAGAUCAAUAUUUAUUAGUUAAAAUGUACCUGUCAUGUAAAUUAAAGAGCAUUACAUUCCAUCUAUACAGAAAUGCUAGCACAUUUUUAGAUUUUAAUGUAGUGCACUUUGGAGUCUUGGCCCUUCCACACCUGUCAAUCAUUCCACUGCCUUACACCUGUAUGCUGCGGAAAUAAUCAUUUACACCCACAGCAGAAGUAUGAGUGACAGGCAGAGCAGGAGAACCCUCCCCCUGAAGGCUCUCUGCUUCUAAUGUUCCCAAAAAGGGUCAAUUGUAUUUGCGAGAGGGUAGCAAAGGAGGGUGGGUGUUAUAACAGGACCCUUCAGCAAUGGCAGCAUUGGAACAAUGGGCAGCUGUACGAAUAUUUCACAGUAAAAUUCCAAUUAUAUAUCUCCAGCAUUUUCACAAAAUUAUCAUUCAUUUAAUGUCAGGAUAGACUCUUGCUGCUCUGAUUGCCUCCUGUAAAAUUAUUACAGUUGGCUUGUGUCUAAUCAGCUGCUUCUUAUGGAGAACUGGGUCACACUGCGUACACGUAAUUCUCCAACAAUUCACCGCAUACAGAAAUAUUUUAAACAUUUUCUUUCCUUUGUGAGACGCACACACUUCCACUGUGAACUACAGUUUAUAGCACGUGAGGCGAUUUAACAGCCACAAGGUGUAACUAGUGGAUUUCUAAAUAUAAGCUGGAGGAGACGGACUGAUUGUGUCCCUUUAAUGUGCAUUACUCAUUAUGUGAACUGUAAGGUUCUAGCUGUCAUUUAAUUUACUCCAUCACUAUGUAAUAUCUACAUGCUCUGUGUUUCAGGGAAAUGUACUGUGUCUGGUCCACAAUGACAGCGAGUGUGAGGAUGAGGAGAAUGAAUUGGUGAUGAAGUCUUUAUGGCAUCAGAGCAGCCUUGUCCUACACACAGAGGGUCUCGCAACCGGGUUCUGUAAAGAUGUGCAUGGCCAGGUGAGUCCGGGCUGUCACAGGGUUCUGUAAAGAUGUCCAUGGCCAGGUGAGUCUGGGCUGUCACUGGGUUCUGUAAAGAUGUCCGUUUUCCAGAUGUGUGCGUAGCUGGGUGAGCAAGGCUACUUACAGGAGGGGGACCUCCUUACACCAUAACACCAUGUGUAGGGAGACAGGGGAAAUUAAAUUUGGCCAGAGAGAAGUACAGUACAAGCCACGCACACAUUGUCCUUGUCCUGUCCCAGAAUGCUUUGCUGUUGGGUUAGAUUUUAGAGAAUGUCACGGAGACAGUAUUGCACGUUUUUACGGAGCUAGUUUUGGGACACAAUGUAACAUAAUAAAACCUGACAAUCCAUAUGAUUGUUUUUGAUAUAUCUGUGUGUGUUAAUGUAUUAUUCAUUUAUUUCAAAUUAGAAUCUAGCGUUAGUAGUGGUAUUUGUGAGCAUGACUUUGUGUGCUAUAAGAAGGUCCCAGAUGAUUGUUUAAUGCUGUCUGUGUUCAGCCGGAAUGCUUCCUUUGUACAGAAUACUUUUUGUCUUGCGUUACAGCUUACUCUCACUUGGCGAGUGCCCACUGGAAGGAAGGGAGAGAAAGAUAAGUCUGAAGUUUACCAGUACAAAAUACACGAUAAAAACGUCACCUUUUUUGCACGAGGCUUGUCUGCGGCAGUUCUGUGAGGAGGAGAAACUGCUUUAUUCCAGGAAAUAGAAAUUAGAUUUUCAGAGAAAAUUGACUUACUGCAUAUAUGGCCAAUGCUUUUCUGGAAUGACACCAAGUAAGUGGAUUGCCAAAACUCACGGGGAGAUAUAUCCUGGACAUAUUCCCUGGCCAACGAUUCAGGAGCACUUCCAAUGCUUAACUCUUGGGAGUCCUUGCAGUAACAAUGAGACUUGUAUUCCUCACAUCGGACAAACUCUGCAUAUUAGGACUCUCAUUCUGUUAGCCCAGUGCAUUCCAUGUAUGGCGAUGUCUUGGACUCUGAUUGGUGAGAUACAUGCAGCUGUACUGGGAGGAGAUUCAGUAAUCAGUAGUCAUAGCAACCCUUACACAUCUGAUAUCAUGGGAUUAAAUAUCAUGUCUCCUUUUGUACUGUGUAGUCUAGAUUCACUAAACAAUGAAUUGAAAUCCAGUUUACACAAUUCAUACUCAAUUAGACAAGGUUGGAAAAUGCCCUAUUUUUAUGUGAAUUUUACUCUUUGGUUUUUGUUUCAGGAAAAGCGGCAGACUGCUGUGUGUAGAAGUGAGGCAGGUAGGGGACAAAGCUAGCAUACCAAUAUCAGAUUUGUAAGGAAUGACUGGGCUUAGAUCAGGAUUGUGACAUUACAUGUUCAUAGUCUGUACUAAUUAAACACAACUCCUCAAUACUAACAUAUUUUCAAUACAUCUCCUAGGUAGAGCACCCUGCAUUGUACAGAGAUCUUUACCAUGUGAGUAACUUAUCUACAGCGUAUGGAACCCUGAUUAUGUCAACCGAGGGGGCAGAUCUUAGUGUAUUGAAUGCUGUAUGGUGUUACCCGACUGGGACAGAUCUUACAGUAUAUAUUAGCCCCAUAGUAAGUUACCUGAUGGGACAGAUCUUACAGUGUACUGAACCCCAUAUUGUGCCACCCUAUGGGGCAGAUCCUAUAGUAUAUAUUGGCCCAGUAGUAAGUUACCCUAUGGGGCAGAUCCUAUGGUAUAUAUUGGCCCAGUAGUAAGUUACCCGAUGGGGCAGAUCCUAUGGUAUAUAUUGGCCCAGUAGUAAGUUACCCGACGGGGCAGAUCCUAUGGUAUAUAUUGGCCCCGUAUUAAGUUACCCGAAGGGGCAGAUCCUAUGGUAUAUAUUGGCCCCGUAGUAAGUUACCCCAUGGGGCAGAUCCUAUGGUAUAUAUUGGCCCCGUAGUAAGUUACCCAAUGGGGCAGUUCGUAUUUAACCUAAAGGGAGAACUGUGCAUCCAGACGUGGUUAGUACUAUUUACAAGAUCUCCGCACACGGGUUCUCCUGCUCUAAACUGGAACUGUCACUUCUCUGGAAAUCCUACUUUUAUGCUUGCCGAAACAGAGCCUGAAAGAAAAAAGUAAUGAUGGUCCAGGCAAGCUUGACAAGGCUAUGUUGUGGGUCAAAACAUUGCUUUUCAUCUGCUUCAAUAUAUCUGCCCACUGGAUUUCAAGAUGUGGCCAAAAAAAAUUUCUAAGUCCUCUGUAGUUAGAGAUUGGCAGCUUCACCUUAAAUGUUGCUAUUUGCUUUACAUUUUACAGAAUUUACAGAUUAGUUAAUACCCCUUGGGGGCAGGGGAGAGAGGUCUGCAGAAUAACAAGUCAUACAUUCUGCGAUGGGAUGACUGUAUCUGGACUCUGCAAGUUACAGACCAUUUAUUUAAUCUUUUUAGUGGUUUAUUAUCAGACGUUUGACAAGUUCUAAAAUAGCCAGCCCUUAAAGGAACACUAUAGUCACCAGAACAACUACAGCUUAUUGGAUUUGUUCUGGUGAGAAGAAUCAUUACCUUCAGGCCUUUUGCUGUAAACACUGUCUUUUCAGAGAAAAUGCAGUGUUUACAUUACAGCCUAGUGAUAACUACACUGGCCACUCAUCAGAUGGCAGUUAGAGAUCCUUCCUGGGUCAUGGCUGCCUAAAAUGCAUCCAAACAUUUAGUGUCUCCUCCCUCUGCAUGCAGACACUGAACUUUCCUCAUAGAGAUUCAUUGAUUCAAUGUAUCUCUAUGAGGAGAUGCUGAUUGGCCAGGUCUGUGUUUGAAUUGUGCUGGCUCUGCCCCUGAUCUGCCUCCUUGUCAGUCUCAGCCAAUCCUAUGGAGAAGGAUUGGAUCAGGCUACCACUUCUGAUGAUGGAAAAAGAAGAGUAGGGUCGCACACGGCCACAAUGUUUCAACCCAGGGUGCUACUGAGCGUGGGUCAGCAAACCCCAAGAAAUAUAUACGAAUAAGAAAAUCUCACACUCACUGCAAUUGCUUCCAGGCAGAUUUAUUGCAACGUUUCGACCUGUUAAGGUCUUUAUCAAGCUAACACCACAGUGACAGAAUUGCUCGCAGUAUUGUUAAUGUGGAAGUUUGUGUUAGGAUUUAGAAAUAUAAAUUUUGACCAUAGUUAAACAGUGACCCUUGUAAAUACUAUGCUAAUGGAAUAUCAUAAUAGGAUAUAUCUGCAUCUUUAAAUAGGGCUAUGUAUAAGAAGCAUCAUGUUACCCUUUUUAUGAGAGUCCUGGUGCCUUCCUUAUUUAUGACAAAAUAUUUCUUCCUCCACCUCUUGUGUAUUUUUUUUUUUUUUUAAAGAUUAAAUAUCCACCACAAUGCAAAGGCAUCAUUUUCCAUCUAUUACUCAUUUGUCUUAUUUUGAAUGUAAUCAAUAACACAAUCAUCAAAUAAAUUGUGUGAAAGAAAGAGUGAAUGUUAGAAAAUACAGUUAUACCCAACAACUAGCAACACCAACAAAAGAAUAAAAAAAUAUAGCAAUAGGGGGUAAAAAUACUUUGUCUACCCUAAUUUCCUUAAGUUGGUACCAAAAAGGACUCCUAUCAGUCUUAAGAAUGUGUGUGUGUGUGUAUAUAUAUACACACACACAAAACCAAGAGGGCUGCACUCACCUAAACAUGCAUACAUUAUAGGGUGCUGCUGGGGCCAAAAUAUACAGAAUCCAGCACACUCGCUUAUUCACUAAACAAUGAUUUCAAAUCUUAGAGAUUCUAAUAGUUUUAUUUAAAAACAAAAGAUAAUGGGGGUUUAGUUAAUGUACCCCAUUCCCAUUUUGCACCCCUCCCUGUCACAGGUGCCUCAUUCCAGGACCCUAUUUAGCCUAGACUUGCAGAGAGUCCCAGUAAGGAAGUAUUACCUAAGUAAGUGGAUCAAUCUCAUAAGGGCAAGCAUUAGGCUGCUAGAGUAGGACCUGCCAAGAAUGGGUUACAUUGACGUUGUGGCAGGCUUAUGCAAUAUAUGAUCAUAUAAUGUAACUAAACCCCCAUUAUUUUUUGCCUAGGUGAGGUGUUUUUAAAUAAAACUAUUACAAUCUCUAAGAUUUUGAAAGCAUUGUUUAGUGAAUAAGCGAGUGUGCUGGAUUCUGUAUUAUAUAUAUUACACACACAUACUAGUAUCUACAAAUUAAAGGGAAAAAGUUAAUAUUGCACUCACAAACGCAAUAUUAAUAGACUGUGACGGAACUACCAUGCCCACAUGUGCCCACUCGCUUGCCUGCUUAUUGUUCUCAGGUCCUCAUGCUGGGGAUCUCCCUAUCUGCUCCUACAGGAACUAUAAUCACUGUCAGGAGGAGAUCCAGGAGCCUCAUGCAUGCAGCCGGACUGUCUGUGGCAAAACUACUACAUAGUCGUAAGAUUGUGCUUGUCCUAUUUGAACUAUGAUAAAAAAAGGAGGCAGGAGUAUGAAUCUGUGGAUAUGCUAUUGAAACACAAGGCUUGCUCAGAUCAAAUGACUCCUUAUUUAAUAGGGAGUGAAGACAUAUAGCGGCUGUGAGAGUUGGUUUGUACAGAAACCAGACUUCCGGGUCACUUAUGUGUGACUUCUCACACCUUGCAAAGUAGCUCUGUGGGGGUCCCAGCUUCAAAGAGGAAUUUGGGUUGUAAGCUCUGACUUUUCAGACAAUCCAAUUAACCCCUUUAGAAAUUGACAAUACCACCUCUACUAGGCAGCCAGUUCAUAUAUGCAUUACACAAAUUACAUAAAAAAAUAUUCUAUAGUGCAACAAUGAACUAUUAAAAUGUGUUUUUGGGUGUUUGGAAUUAUUGUAGAUUCUUCUGUACCUGAGAGAUGAUUAAAUUAAAGAGUUUGCCUCACGCAAUUAUCUCUCAGGCACAGAGGAUCUUGGGAUUGAAAACCCAUGUUGUAUUGUGUUGGAGACCGGGCAUAAAAGUGUGAUCAAAUAAACCUCAGUUGAGUUGACCCCCAGGACUAUGUUUCAUCUAGUUACUGGGGGAAUGGAUGUCUGUAUGCUUUAAUGGUACCAGAGUGGCUGAAGGAAGGAAUUAGCAGAGGUAACGGGUUGGGUUACCCGUGGUCUGCUACAAAAACCUAUAAUAAAAUCAAUGGGUAUAAUCUUCUCUCUUCUUAAUUCUCAGGUUGUAUCAAAUUGCAUAAAAGGAAGAGAAAAAAAAAAAAAGCUGAUCUUCACUGAUAACACUCCAUAUUUUAUUGCACUUACAAUUUUAAAACAUAUUAAAGCAUAUUACCAAAUUCCACUGGUCCCUCUCACAGUCCGGAUUCCAAGUGGGUGAAAAUAUAAAAUCAAUUAAAGGUAGCUCUACGCGUUUCCUUCAUAAGGGGGAAGGGGGGGGGGGGAUGGGGAGAGAUAUGAAUAUUGUGCAAUUUCACAGCCGUCACCACAAUCUAAAUCUCCUCAAAUAAACGGCAGUAGCACCUGGGUGUGCACAAACGUAGUUGAUGCGCAGACCAUCUUUUUCUCUAUUUGCUGGCUCCUCUGUUGGAACUACAGUAGGGGGCUCCUGCAGCUCAGGCUUAUACCUCAUCCUAUGCAUUGUUUAUAUCUCCUAGUUAGCCACUCCCUCUAGGUGCCAUGAGCCAGUCCCAGAGGGAGCCUUGCUUCUCAGCUGAUCCUUGAUUUAAAUUUUACCACAUGACAGGAGGCUUCAUAUUUUGCAUAACUCUUUACUGAAAACUCCAGCAGCUCAGAUCAUACACAGAACAACCAACCAAAAAACAACUACACAUUCCACAAAAGGUACUGCCAGUCCAAGCUCCUCCUCUUUCUUUGCUAACCCUGCUGCACAAGUCAGAGUAUUUUGUCCUUAUGACUUCUUUCUGUAUGUAUCUUAUUUUUAUAUUGUCACAGUUAAGUUGCUUUAUAUUUCUGUUUGUUUAACCCCCACUGCUGUCCACCGUUCCUAUCUAUUGCUUUUCAUACUUUCUUUCUUCUCUAACCACUGUGGCCUAGUACUUCCCCCCCCCCCCUUCUCAGUGUGGAGCCUGGGACUAUCCUGGCUCUCUCUCCCCUCUCCUCAUUUCUGUAUCUCUUUUAGGGCUUUCUGAGGGGAUCUGUUGGUGUAUUCAAGUGAUCUGGCCACAGGUGAAGCUAUUACUAUGGCUAAAACAAGCAGUACCGCACUCUUUUCAUAUUCUCAGGGUCUGGGUUCUAAUCCCCUCUAGGCUGAUCUACUACUGGACUGCUGUGUUUUGUGCCCAUUCCAGCUUCUACCUUCGUACAAGAACCUCAGGCUCAGUAUUUCACUUGUUAUUUUCUGCCACAAAGAGGAAUAUUACAGCAAUAGACCAUUGAAUUCAGACUUGUGGUGCCACAUAAUAGUAGCAGCUACAGACCGUUUAUUGCUCACCAUGGGUACAUCUCUGGUAUAUAACUGGGGUGAGUCCCCAUUGUCUAACUGCCAUCAUUGGCAAUGAUUGCAAGGGUGAGCACAUCUACAGAAUGGUACCGCCUCCCCUGGACGGGAGUUAUUGGGAUUUGCCCCCCAUUUAUAUGAGACUUUCAUGUCUCCCAUAUCACUCAAAGGAAAAAACCCUUUUGUAUUUUUAUAGAGUGAUCCCCUCUCACAUUGGCACUUAUUACACUAAGCAAGAGGCACAUAAUAAUAUUGCUGUUCUGGAUGAACCCAGUUGUAUUGGGAGUCUGGCACCCUGUGUGCUUUGCCAACUACCUAUGUCCACUGACAGUAUCCUGCAGUAUGAGGCUUAUCAUGGGCGACUCCCCCAUCUACUCAGGAUUUCUCAGUGGUGAUUAAGGCUGCUGCUGUGUCCUCGGUGGGAAAGCUCCAUUAUGCAUGCUACCUCAACCGCAGGUAGAAACGGGGACAUUAGGUUUGGAUGAACCUCAGGCGCAGUGGUCUCUAGAAAAUAAGCCGUACCACAACAGCACUGAAGGUCAAAGGCUAAGCCCCACUGAAGAGAUUGAGUGGAAUCGAUUGAGGAUGAUUCUUCCCCUCCUCACUCGCAUUGUCGAUGAGUGGUUGGCAGGUCUUACCCCAAUCUACCUCACAGUAUGUCAAGAUACCUGUGUUUGGUGAAGACUACCACAGGAAAUAUGCCAAUACUUCACUGACCUUGGUGACUGAGGACAAGGUGUUUUUGGAUGCUCAAGGAGUGGAACCCACCUACCACCUGGCUCAGUGUGUCCACUAUUAGCUCUACAUGGCUUUGGUGAAAGAGGAUCGUACACGACGAAAGCCGACCGCACUACACCUCUGCUGCCUGAGGAAAAUUGCCAACGCACCUGAAUUUAACACCAAAGUAGUCCAAAGAUAUCUUGUGCCUUCUGCACCUGGAUGAUUUACUGAUGUUCUAUAACACAGUACCCAGGCUACGAUCUCAGGUGAAAUUUGUUGUUCACGUUCUGGAAUCUGUGGGCUUCAUGGUGAACAGACAGAAAUCGACACUCGACAAUGGGGUGCCCUCUCAGCAGAUGUAUGGGCGGAACUCCACUGGUAACAAAACGGGGGGUAGAGUCAGCGCUAAUCGGGAAGGCAGCAGUCCCAAACAAGGACUCCCUCUAAUGUCCUUGGAAUACAAAUGGUAGAAACAGGAAAAGUUGGGGGACCCAUCCCCCAACUUUUCCUGUUUCCACCAUUGGAACUCCACUGGUGGCUGCUUCACAUGCAAGCCUGGAAUGGCACGGCGAUAUUCGGUCUUUCACCAGAAUUCAUUGUGGAACUGGAUGCCAGCCUCUGGGGCUGGGAAACUCAAUAUACGGAUUCUUCCACAGGAGGCCUUUGGCUAGACUAUGAGACCAAAUUGUACAUAUAUUGUCUGGAAGUGAUCCUUUUCCAACCACAGUCUUGCUGAAAAGUCUAUCCAACUGCUGCCUUCUACUCUGCAUGGACAAUUUUCCACGGUUCCAUACAUCUGCCGCCUAGGCAAAGUCCAAUACCGGGCCUUGUCAGAGGCAACAAAAUACAUUUCCAGGUUCUGUGUCUCGCACACCAUCACUCUUCAGGCAGAAUAUCUUCCGGGGAUCACCGACCUCAUGGCAGACUGGUUCUCUUGCCACUGAUGAAAGUGCAGCGACUGGCGUCUAGACGGUUCGAUUUUUCCAUGAAUUACCAUCCCUCAGGGAAUGGGAAUCUAUUUGCAUCCGUGACCAACCGACAUCCUUCCGAAGUACUUCAGUUGGCUCCCGGAUCCGGACUGAGAGGUGGUGGAUGCUUUCCUUCACCUUUGGCUGCGCAAAAAGGGCGUUUGCCUUCCCACUUUUCUCCAUGCUGACGAGAGUACUCCUCUGCUUUCACAGAGAGUCUCUCCUUCUCAUCGCUCCCCUGUGGCAGAGCAGAUUGUGGUUUCUGGAUUGUUGGAACUACCUUUUUGAUUUGGUAACUAAAAUAAUAGAUCAUUGUGGUGCAGCAGACAUUGCCUACCUCGAUUUCAGUAAGGUUUUUGACACUGUUCCACAUAGAAGGCUCAUCAAUAAACUGCAAUUUUUAAGUUUGAAUGGGUUAGGCAGUGCUUAAAUCACAGGCAACAGAGGGUUGUUGUCAACGGAGUAUAUUCGAAGCAAGGUCUAGUUACCAGUGGGGUACCUCAGGGAUCUGUACUUGGACCCAUUCUCUUUAAUAUUUUUAUUAGUGAUAUUGCAGGUGGUCUAGAUGUAAGGUAUGUAACAGGAUUGAUGUUCCAGGAGGGAUAAGCCAAAUGGCAAAUGAUUUAGGUAAACUAGAAAAAUGGUCUGAGUUGUUGCAACUGACAUUUAUUGUGGAUAAGUGCAAGAUAAUGCACUUUGGACGUAAAAACCCAAGGGCAGAGUAUAGGACAUUUGAUACCCUACUAACAUCAACAUCUGAGGAAAAGGGAUUUAGGAGUAAUUAUUUCAGAUGACAAAGGUAGAAGUGCUACCAGAAUGCUUAGUUGUAUAGGGAGAGGUAUUAGCAGUAGAAAGAGAGAAGUGCUUAUGCCAUUGUACAGAAAACUGGUGAGACCUCACUUGGAGUAUUGUACGCAGAACUGGAGACCGUAUCUUCAGAAGGAUAUUGAUACCUUAGAAAGGGCUCAGAGGAGGGCUACUAAACUGGUUCAUGGAUUGCGGGAUAAAACUUACCAGGAAAGGUUAAAGGAACUUAACAUGUAUAGCUUGGAGGAAAGACGAGACGGGGGAUAGGAUAGAAACAUUUAAAUACAUAAAGAGAAUCAACACAGUAAAGGAGGAGACUAUAUUUAAAAGAAGAAAAACUACCACAACAAGAGGACAUAGUCUUAAAUUAGAGGGGCAAAGGUUUAAAAAUAAUAUCAGGAAGUAUUACUUUACUGAGAGGGUAGUGGAUGCAUGGAAUAGCCUUCCAGCUGAAGUGGUAGAGGUUAACACAGAGAGGGAGUUUAACCCCUUAAGGACACAUGACAUGUGUGACAUGUCAUGAUUACCUUUUAUUCCAGCAGUUUGGUCCUUAAGGGGUUAAGCAUGCGUGGGAUAGACAUAUGCUAUCCUAGACUUAAGAUAAGGCCAGGGACUAAUUAAAAGUAUUUUGAAAUAUUGGGCAGACUAGAUGGGCCAAAUGGUUCUGAUCUGCCAUCACAUUCUAUGUUUCUACCUUAUGACAUUCCUCUCUUCUUACCAUCAUUCUCCCUUCUACUGACGGUACCUCGUGGGGAACUGAACAUUCUUGUGAUAGCACAGAUGCUGGACCAAAUGGCUCAGACGCCAGACGAUGCUGCAUCUCCACUUGGAAUUCUUAGCGUAAUGGGUCUUUGGAGAGGGGUUAGAAUCUCUUUACAGCACCUGUUUCUAUCAUCCUUUCUGUGCCUUCCCUUCUAGCUUGGUGGUUGACAUCGGUAUAUCAAUGUGGUGCAUUCUAUAUCACACUAUAUAGAUGACUCGCGUUCCGCUUCAAGGCGUCCCAGUGGGUCAGGACCCUUUGGUCUGUCGCCUUUUGGGAGGUAUUAAGUUGUCCAGACCCUUGAACCUAUACAUUCCCCCUUUUGGGAUGUGGACUUGGUGCUGGUUUUUUUUCGGGGUUGGCCAGACAAUACGGGUUUGAAUCUUCGACUACUGUAACGGCUGAGUAUAUCCGUAUAGAAUCUCCCGACAUCCAAGCAUAGAAGUUGUAGUGAUUAUAGCUCCCAAUCCCCCAAACAUGAGCCAAGACUUCAUGAAGAGGUAAAGCAUUCUGUAAUGGAAGCCACAGCUGGCCUUUUAUGCAAGUCCCCAAGCAAGGUGUACGCCCACAUUGACCUUGUUGGGGACAUGGACGCAAACACAACAACCAAUAACAACAAGGUUACAAAGUGUGACACUACCAACAAACAAUACAAUCCCUCCUCUGAAUCUGGGAGAUAACGGAGUUAAGUGGCUGGCUUAAGCUAAAUUAUCUAUAAAUACAGAAAAUAUUCACUCUUUUAAUACUUCACAAAAACACUUUAAAAUACAAUUCAUAUUUCAUGUAACCGAACCCCCAUAGUCUACACAUCCCCAGAUAGCUUGGAUCUGAGCGCACAACAUAUUCGAAAAGCGCUCAAAUCCCACAAACAUAGUCAAAUCGUCACUGGGGGUAAGAAUUGACUGAACGCUCUGGCGAUAUCUGCCCAGAAAUAGUUCCCUAAGUUCAGGGGUAGCGGUCGGUCUAGUUCAAGAGUUUUCAUACGAAAUGAAAUGGUGUACGAAUAAAAAGGUGAAACGGGUUCCCUGGCUCAGAGUUUGGGGUUUGUUCGGGAGUUCUUGUCGAACAACGCUCUCUUGGCUUGCCGCAACUAUAAGCAGGCGUUCGUACCUUUUUCACUGGUGUUCGGGCCGUCGAGUGGCCGCCUCAGAGUUCCAGGCGCUUGACGACCACGUCCAGCUGCCUGCUUUAGUGCGACAAGAUGAGAGCACUGAAUUCCUGUGGUUUGUUUGAACUUAAUGAGCCAGGGGGUGGUCAGUGUUCGGUACUUAGUUCCUAAAAAUGAAAUGGAGAAUAAAAUAUUAACUAAAUGUCCAAACAGUGUAGGAGAAUGCCUCUGGGGAAGGCAACAUAGGGAUUUUGUCACAACUACUUUCGGCAGUGCUUACGCUAUUGUUAGGUCUUAUUUCUUCUGUCACAUUUUGGGUGUUCGACGUUUAUGUUUUGUUUUUUCCUUCUAUCCAGCCAACGUACUCUUUUCUAUCUCACGUCAUGAUACAUCAGACUCAACGACAGUUUUUUUUAUCUGUUCUUUUAAGCAGUCCCUCUGUUUAGCAUCGUUAAUACAUUCUUACGGUACACUGAGGUUACCGCACCUUUACAGACUUUACCUUUGGACCAGUGUAACGGCACCCCCAGGCAUAAAAGGGUUAAACCGCCGUUUAGUAGAUGUUCCCUUCCAGAGACACAGGCACUGCUACUGUAGACACCAAUCCACCGAACCGGAGACACAUACGAAUGCUGUAAACAGCAGAACCGGAACCAUAUCAAUGCCGUAAACAGCCGAAUAGGAAAAACCAUACGUAUAGGUUUACACUCCUAGCAGUCAAACUGGAACAGCAUAGAAUAAAUCCCCCCAAGAACGAGACAAGGCUCCGUUUUGAGGGUCAGGCAGCAACAGUCAGAGCGGUGGGUUUAUUGUUCUUAUAUACACAUUAGUACCACCCACAGGGUUUUGGAAAACAACCAAUAAACACAUACAAUACACUCAGACACUCCCACACAAAAUCCUCCCCUCUGUCUGUGAUACAAUUACCUUACACAAUGGGUAAUGUAAUUAUCACCGGCAGAGAAAUACAGUUUUUCCACAUUAUUCAUAACUUGAAAAGUAUGCAUCACAUUCAAAUAAAACUUACAUUAUCAGAAUCAGCAUACUCCAAAUACAAACAUAU
Messenger RNA from Pelobates cultripes (western spadefoot toad), 20088 nucleotides. The record is from the annotation of a GenBank genome assembly. NCBI's taxonomy places the organism in Eukaryota, Metazoa, Chordata, Amphibia, Anura, Pelobatidae.